Molecule: messenger RNA, 2347 nt
Organism: Paecilomyces variotii
Lineage: Eukaryota; Fungi; Ascomycota; Eurotiomycetes; Eurotiales; Thermoascaceae
Product: putative C6 transcription factor
Exons: 5
Coding region: 142-2133 (663 amino acids)
Biological process (GO): regulation of DNA-templated transcription; DNA-templated transcription
Molecular function (GO): zinc ion binding; DNA binding; DNA-binding transcription factor activity, RNA polymerase II-specific
Source: RefSeq, a predicted model, not a curated record
CACAUUAUGGCUCUGCUAGCUGUUAACUUGCUUAUCUUGGGGACGAAUUCUAUCAUGCAUUGCGCGUUUAAUUGAAAUCUGUCCGGCCAAGAUCUGCGGUUAUAUCAACCAUGCAGUUGGCUGCCAAGAGAUCCUCACGUCAUGGAUGCUGCGAGCUCUCCCAGGCUUCCUGGAAGGAACAGCACCCUGCGAGCUUGCGACCAAUGUAAAUUACGAAAAACUAGGUGCAGCCUAUCCAGACCAUGCGCAACAUGCGCUUCCAUGGGAUUCGAAUGCACCUUUCUCAGACCGCAGAAGAAACGCGGUCCGGCUGGUCGCCGCGUGUCAGAAAUUCGACAGCAGCAGAUCCAAUCCAGGAAGCACCCCGUUCAGACUGACGUUCAUCAUUUCACUGGAGAGCGUCCGUCCAGUCAUGGAACCAGUGCAACUGACGCUCACUCAUCUCCAUCUGCAUCGAUAUCUAACUCUGAAGUUAUCUCCCAUGUGGACACGCACCACCUGCAACAGCACCAAAUGGGCCAGGGGCCAACCUCGGCCUAUGAUGCUGCUGCCAUGUCUACUCCAGCCCUAGAUAACGGCUCUACUUCAUGGAGCGAGAACCGUGACCUUGAGUACUGGCUUCCUGAUAGCCUUAGCGCGCAGACGCCGGCUUUCAGUUUCUCUGGAAGUAAUAUAUAUGUUAAAACGACUCUUCCUCCCCUUAUUGACGGUGAUCUCGGGGCCAGUGCCAUUAACCUGCAACCUGAGAAUCCUUUGAACGUUUCCUUUUCUGAUGUCUUGUCCUCGAAUGAUCAGCAGCAAAUGGGAGCCUUUUGGCCGCCCUAUAUCCAUGACAACAGCCUGGUUCCUUGGAUCGAUGUGUAUUUCGAUCGGCUUCAUCCGACAUUACCGGUUCUCAACCGGUCUUCUAUCUUCAUCAGGAUUCUGUCCCAAGAGCAUCGAAGAAACCCACAAUUUGGUGCCAUGCUGCUGUCAGUAUGCGCAUUUGCUUUGACGCAACCGAUCGACAUCAGUGAACGCCCUACUUCCUCCUCAAGAGCCGAUCAAGCCAGAUUGAUGAUGAAUGAGGCAACAAAGAUGCGCAGUUCAUCCGACUUUGGCGAGCAUCCGACAUUGGAAGCUGUCCUGACCAGCUUUUUCCUAUUUGGAUAUCUAUUUGGAAGUAACCAGCAUAAUGCGGCACGGCUGCGACUGCGCGAGGCCAUUGAUUUGGCAUCCACGUUACGUCUGAAUGAUCCCAACACUUACCUUGAUUUUUCAGGUGAAGAGAAGGGCCAAUGGCUGAGGACUUACUUGGUACUCUCUGUGACAGAAAGAGCGUAUGCACUUCAACGCCGACAUUCGAUCAGCUUCACUGGGAGACCUGGAUUUACGAUGCGUCCUACUGACGACUUUAUCCAUAACGUUACACACAGUCUUGUCUCCGGCAUCAUCGUCCAUAAUGAAAAAGAUGCUGCAGGGAUGAUGGGUCUAGCCCUCCUCAUGGAGAUAUUUGACUCUAUAGACGAAGACAUAGUCGAAUGUUGGAACGCUCGAUGCAACGCCAGCAAAGGACGGUGCCAGAUACUUGAUCAAAGAAAGGCCUUGAGCAUGCAUGAAAAUCUCGCCCGCGUGAGCGAUCCUAGUCGAUAUAGGAGUAACGAUUGGUUCGAUCCCGAUCAUUCCAGUCUUCUGCACUCGGCAGAGACAACGAGAAUUCUGCAAAGCUUUCUAUCUGAGACCCAAUGCGCGGAUGUGCUUGUCACUCAGAAGUGGGUGCAGAACAGAAUAUGGCAUCUCUGCCUGACUCACGGUCUUUUAAUAUCUGAUUCUGAGCAUCCGGAGCUGCGUUUUGAUUUCGCGUACAGUGUCGCCGAGCGCACGUUAGAUGUCUGCAGGUCGCUGCGUAUCAGCGCAAUGGAAGUCCACGGGAUUGGAAUUAUUGAAAAACUGUAUAAUAUAUCAACCAGCGCAAUAAUGGCGCCUUACAAUACUGGGAAUAUGGAAGGCUCCACUUCAACAAGCGGUCCAGCACUGCAACUUCUGGCAAGCAAAUAUAUGCAAUUGCUACAGACUCUCCGUGGAGGAAACCACCCUUACAUGGAGCAGUACAAAGAGACAGCUGAACUUGUUGCGCCUUCUUCCCAAGGAUGAUUCCCUUUUUGUUCCUACUAGGUUAUAGUGUCAACUUAGGAUAUCCGAGUUUAGGCCGUAUGUUCGGUCUACUUUUCCGUUUCAGAUGACUUCCAAUGUAUCUUUACGUUCAACCGGGUCAUAUACCUAAUCACAUCCUUAAAAGCAUUUCUAUAAAAGAGGUUUCGUAAGAUAAUCUUGUUAUCAGCUUAGAAAAUAGCAGAGUAUAGGCGGU